AUAAUUGGUAUACAACAAUUUUGAAAUGACGGUUAAGGGUGUUUUUUUAAUGGAAUAUCACAAUUUUAAUUUUGAAUCCCAAAUACAACCAAAUCCUGUAAACUAAACCCCUAAACCCAACCGGCGUCACCGCAACAAGCGUGGAUUCAGCUAGAGAAAAAUUAAGAAAACUGCAGAAUGGAGGAAUCGUCGGUGCUAAACAAGAUGUUGCUUAAUCUUCGCGCAACGUGCAAGUACUAUACUGGCUAUCCAAGGGAUCUAGGACCAUCAAAAGUUGUUCAUUUUACCUCGGAGCGUGAAUUUGUACAGCUUCUUCACCAAGGUCACCCUGUGGUUGUUGCAUUUACCAUAAAAUGUAACCUCACCAAACGUCUAGAUAGAGUACUGGAAGAAGCUGCAGCAGAGUUCCAUCCUCAUGUAAAAUUUAUGCGUGUUGAGUGCCCAAAGUAUCCUGGAUUUUGCAUAACACGCCAAAAGACGGAAUAUCCCUUUAUCGAAAUAUUUCACAGUCCAGAACAGGCAGCUGAUCAAGUGAAGGCUGUUGAUCCAAAUAUCACAAAGUACGCUGUCAAAGUAUUACCAUUCAAUUAUGAUGUCAGUGCCUAUGGAUUCAGAGAGUAUUUCAAGCGCAACGGGAUCAAGUCUUCCUACUGAAGUGUGUGGAUGUAGAUUGUAGAUCUCUAUCUUUCAUGAGAAUGCAGAAUAUAUCUUGUUGGUUCAACUCUCUGUCCGAAAUAAUACUAUUUCCAUAGUUUCAUAUCUAUUUGUCCAAAAUUUAUCCAACAAUCACGAUGCCUAUUUAGGCACCGUUUGGUAGCUAUAUUACAGCUAGAUAAUAGGACUAGAACUUUAUGAAAUUUUUCCAACAUUAGACAUCUUUUUCGAAGAACGUUGAUGUCAUUUAACAUGCAAAUCGUUUAUGCAAA
Messenger RNA from Salvia splendens (bonfire salvia), 926 nucleotides. RefSeq lists its product as uncharacterized. Bases 178 to 654 code for a protein of 158 amino acids. The record is from RefSeq and is a predicted model, not a curated record. The transcript is spliced from 7 exons. Lineage: Eukaryota; Viridiplantae; Streptophyta; Magnoliopsida; Lamiales; Lamiaceae.